GCCAUUUCCCCGUGAGGAAGCGGGUUUUUAAGUGCACCGCACAGCGGCCACGCAAGACAAACGGAUCCGCUUCUUCUGUCGCCGCGCCCGCCCCGCCGGGACCGCUAAGCGCAGGAAGGCGGCAGCGCCGAGGCAGGAAAGGGGCGGAGGGCCGUCGGGUGGGCCUGACUUCGCCUCACAGCCCAGGCAACCCUGCCUCUCCCCGCCUCCUCGCAGUCCCCCGGCGGCGCCUGCAGCAGCAGCAGCAGCGCUCUCCGUCCCGCCGGCGGAUUUCGGCAGCGAUGGACGGCGAGCCGAGCGGCAAGGAGCCCGACGACGCCGACCAAGCUUACGGGACACCCCAAAAAUAUGACCCAACUUUCAAAGGCCCCAUAUAUGACAGGGGUUGCACCGAUAUCAUCUGCUGCAUCUUGCUUCUGGUUGCCAUUGUGGGCUACAUCGCUGUGGGAGUCGUGGCAUGGACACAAGGAGACCCCCGGAAGGUGAUCUACCCCACAGAUAGCCGUGGGCAGUUCUGUGGCCAGGCCGGAACCCCCAACGAGAAUAAACCUUUCUUGUUCUACUUCAACAUCGUGAAAUGUGCCAGCCCUUUGGUGCUGUUGGAGUUUCAGUGUCCCACCACACAGAUCUGUGUUGAAAAGUGCCCAGAUCAAUACCUCACCUACUUGCAAGCCUCAACAGGUGGCGCAGCCAGCAAGGAUCUCAAAUACUAUGAGCAGUUUUGUGUCCCAGAAUUUAAAAACCGGAAGACGGCCCUGAGUGCACCUGAAGUUUUGAAAGAUGAUCUGUGCCCAGCCAUGCUCACUCCAAGCAAACCCUUGGCUCGCAGAUGUCUACCUGCAAUCAGCUCGAAUAAAGGGGUCAUCAUGGUUGGGAACAAGACCACCUUUAAUGAUGGGAAAGGACAUGAGAGGAACGUGACCGAACUUCUGGAAGGGGCCAAAAAAGCAAAUGUGGUUCUAGAGGCGAGACAAGUGGCUAUGAAGAUCUUUGAAGAUUACACUGUUUCCUGGUACUGGAUAAUAAUAGGUCUGGUGAUUUCCAUGGUGGUCAGUCUCAUCUUUAUUGUCCUGCUCCGGUUCCUAGCAGGGAUCAUGGUCUGGGUGAUGAUUGUGCUGGUGAUCCUGGUGCUUGGAUAUGGAAUCUUUCAUUGCUACAUGGAAUAUGCCCAGCUGAAAGGACAGGCUGGUUCUGAUGUUUCCCUGAAAGAACUUGGGUUCCAGACAGAUCUCCGUGUCUACCUCCAUCUGAAGCAAACGUGGCUGGCCUUCAUGAUCAUCCUGUGCAUUGUGGAGGUUGUCAUCAUUUUACUGCUCAUCUUUUUGCGCAAGAGGAUUCUCAUUGCCAUUGCAUUGAUAAAGGAAGCCAGCAGAGCGAUUGGUCACAUCAUGACAUCCCUGCUGUUCCCUCUCUGCACUUUCUUCCUGGUGUGUCUCUGUAUUGCUUAUUGGGCCAGCACAGCUGUUUUCUUGUCUACCUCCAAUGAAGCUGUCUACAAGGUGUUCAACGAGACAGAGUGCAUUUACGCCAGAACGACCUGCAACCCAGAGACCUUCAAUACUUCCAACGUCACCAAAGUGUGCCCAAGCGCUCGCUGCCUCUUUGCCUUCUACGGCGGCGAGAGCACCUACCACAAGUACCUCAUCAUCUUCCAGAUCUACAAUGUCUUUAUGUUCUUCUGGCUGGCAAACUUUGUCAUUGCCUUGGGCCAAGUCACACUGGCCGGAGCCUUUGCCUCGUACUAUUGGGCCUUUAAGAAACCGGAUGACAUGCCAGCCUUCCCUCUGUUCUCUUCCUUCGGCAGAGCACUCAGGUAUCACACUGGCUCACUAGCCUUCGGCUCCCUGAUUCUUGCUAUUGUCCAGGUCAUUCGAGUCAUGCUGGAAUAUUUGGAUCACAGGCUAAAAGCUGCUGACAACAAGUGUGCCAAGUUCUUCUUGACCUGUCUCAAAUGCUGCUUCUGGUGCCUCGAGAAAUUCAUCAAGUUCUUGAACAGGAAUGCCUACAUUAUGAUUGCCAUCUAUGGCACUAAUUUCUGCACUUCUGCAAGAAAUGCCUUUUUCCUGCUCAUGAGGAAUAUCGUCAGGGUUGCUGUUCUGGAUAAAGUCACAGACUUCCUGCUUUUCCUUGGCAAACUCCUGAUUGUGGGAAGUGUUGGUAUACUUGCCUUCUUCUUUUUCACCCACAGGAUAAAAGUGAUUCAAGACACAGCACCACCCCUCAACUACUACUGGGUCCCCAUUCUGACGGUGGUUGUAGGCUCCUAUCUAAUUGCACACGGAUUCUUCAGUGUGUAUGCCAUGUGUGUGGACACACUCUUCCUGUGUUUCUGUGAAGAUCUGGAAAGGAAUGAUGGAUCUCCUGAGCGGCCUUAUUACAUGUCCCCCGAACUGAGCGAAAUCCUGCUGAAGGGAAGCCUAGAAUCUUCCAAAAGUGCUGAGAGCCAGGAAUAGGGACUGGUGCACCGAGUGGGAGAGGCACACACAGGUUGCCUGAUCCGUGUGCAGGUGCUGUUCCUUCGUGGCUGCCCUGAGAGCUGGUGCAAACCUUCUAGUUUUGCUGUUCUGGGAAACAGUGCUUCCUCUAGCAAGUGGGAGGCAAACAUUCUGGCGCCAGAGGAGUGGAAGCUGAAGUUCAAGGCUGAAUGUGUUUAAUGUCAGGGAAACUCACCACAUCUCCGCUGUUUGCACCACGAGGUGCUGUUUUCUGCUCUCCCCAAAAUGCCAUCCCUAUAGCAAGUCUGGCUAUUUAACCGGUUGCAUAAAUAAGCAGAAUGCAUACAGUACAGUACAGUACAGUACAGUACAGUACAGUACAGUACAGUACAGUACAGUACAGUACAGUACAGUACAGAGUGAGUGAUGCAGAUAUUUACAUUAUGUAUUGGAUCAUUUCUUGGACUUUCCCUUUCCUUGACUAGGCAGAUGUAGAACAGAGCCAUUUCUUUGGUUACCAGUGAAUUUUGAGAGCAGAUGCUUUUGUCCAAAGGGACAAAGGAACCAAAAUUGCUUGAGAUGCUAGGGAUAUCUUUGGCUGGUUGGGCUGGUUUUGAGUUGAUGGGGGGGGGGCUUCGAAUUGCCUAGGACUUGCUUCCAGGCAGAAGUAAGUGGAGGAGGAUAGGGAUUCUAGCAGAGCAGCAAAGCAGGUAUGCAAAUGAUGUCUUGCCGAAGAGUUGUUUCUUUGUUUUGAAGUUCCUGCUGCAAAUUUGUGGGACUCUUUCCAUAUAGACUUACAGAUCUGUAUGGCUAUUUUUCCCAGUAGUUUUGAGUUUCCUUCAUUUUCAGUUCCUUAUUUUGUUGUAAAGCAGUAUUCUGUGCAACCUGCAAGCUUGCUAUCCUGCUUGAUGAUCCCUUUUACUGAACUGUUCUGACACUCUAGCAUGCCAUUGAAAUUACAGUAGCUUGCAGAGUAAUCUUAUCAAAUAUACAACAUUUGCUUGUUUGUAACUUCUCUACAGCUUGUCUUGAUGUGGAAAGUAAUGACAACUAAUUUCCCUAAUGGCUCUCUUCCUAGGCUACGGUCCCAAUAUCCCACAUAGCUAUGUAUGCCUUAAGCCCAUUGAAAGACAUAAGUUUUAGCAUACCAUACUGAACUAUACUCAAAACAUAGCGUUGAAAUUCCCAGUGUAGCCUUGAAAUUCCCAGUGUACAUCUUUGCAAAGUCCUUAAUUAAGCUAAUAAUAAUCUUGAAAAAUCUGUGACUGAUAUCUCCUUCCUAUGGCAGAUAAAGUAUUAGAUUUCCUUCCUCAAAAUACACCCCCCCUGGGUUUUCAGUAUUGUAUAAAGCUGGAGCUUAUUUUUCUCUGCUUUACAAAAGUUUAUUAGCUGAACAUAGUAUGUCAGGAUAUUUUUUCCCUGUCCCAGAAAAACACAAAUCUGGCUCCAAUCAUUGUAAAACUAAAGGGUGUUUUUUUGUGUGUGUUUUGGGUGGAGAUGGGGAGGGAAGGUGAGUUAGCAAACAAUUGUGAAUUUGCUUAGGAAAGGAUGAAAAGGAAUUAUGUGGGUUUGACAGAGGCUAGGCAGACAGAAAGGAAAGUGGGGCAGACAGAACACUGUAUUGGGAGGUUUUCUUGAAAACACUUAAUAUAUUCUGCAUCUUGCUCCACAUGGCAUCAAACUUCCAGAUUCCAUCUCGGAAAACUCAGUGCCUUAUUAAAGAGAUACUUCCUUUAUGAUAGCUCUCCAGGUGUCAUGUGGAACAUUAUCCACUUCAAGUUUAUGGUCUGGAAUUACCUUUGAUUAAAUAUAAUUAUGAUAAGGGUUUUGUUUUGUUUUGUUUCUCCCUGGCUUCUUGGUUAUCCCUGAGAGUUGCUUUUGGCACAGAUAUUCUGUAAACAAGCAAAAGAUAGCAUAGGGUCAAUUCAAAAUGAAAUUAAAUGAAUGUUGACAAAGACUCACUAGUGAUCUUCAUCACAAAGAGAUGGAAACUUGUUUUUUAAAGAUGAAAUUAGAGACCAAAAGGAUAGCAAAUGCAGCAUUAUAAAUUCUCGCAUGUGUAGUGUUUCAUGAGACAGUGGCCAGCCUGGAAACUCCUGUGGCUAGUGGCAGGCAGUUGUUUUCUAAAGGAGCUAAAAGUAGUUGGAAGUGCUUUGAGAAAGGUUUUGCUUCCCAUAAUGUGUGCACAUUUCUUCUGCCCCAGGGUUGUCUCUGGGCUAAACGGGCUCUGGAAGCAAAAUAAAAGGUGAAAACCAUUUUCCAGAGGCAGUACUGGUAUGAAAUCCAAAAAUCUGUGGUCCUUCUGCUGCCUGUUGAUGACCUGAGCAGGCAGGGCACUCUUCAAAGUUUUUGAAGACUUCAUUGUUUCUGGUGGCCCUUUUUUUUUUUUGAGCAGCCAAUUUUGGUUUUGAGCAGAUCACUCAUACCUGUAUCAGGAAUGUGCCUCUUUCUUGUGCUGCACCAGGUUGGAAUAUAUAUAUGGCUGCAAAGACAGACCUUUGUGAAGAGAAGGCCAGGUGUAGGUUUGCUAUGCAUCUGGCAAAUGGGCCAGUAUGCUGUUCACAUAUAUUGUAUCUUAUAUCACAAAAGAGGCGUAGUAUUUCUCAGUAUGUGAGUAGGGGAAUGGUACUCCUUACAAAGCUUAAUUGAUCAGUUUGAUGCUAAUAAAAAAAGAUAAAAGAAUUUGCAAAGAAAAAGACAAGCAGAGGAAAACUUCAUAUAACUUAUCACCACCACUGUUGCUGCCACGGCCAGAGGCAGUAUUCUUCAGCUUCUCUUCUUGCUUCCCCAUGGAGGAAAAAAGAUCCUCUUCAUUGCCACCCCUUGGAAAAAGAAUGCAGGUGCAAAAACUUGACUCUACAUUUUAAAUAUGCAAAUAGAACUCCUCAUUUUCUCCUCCGAUUCUGCUUGCCUGGAAUCUUGCUAAAGUUAUAAGGCUGUUGAAUUAAAUUCAGUCCUCAAAAGAAGCUGUGCGGUUCAGAGUUUAUAUGUACCUGCUUGUUGUGCAUUGAAAGGUUCAACUGAGUGCUUCAUUCGUAAGUUAAACACUCAAGUUACACGUAGCGAGGAGGGGAGCUAAAUGCAAAUGUUGCCUCAAAUAUGAGAUUUCAUCUAGAUCUUAACAUCUGUGGAAUCAUUAGGACACUGCCAUAGCCUUGAGAAUGGGGUGAUACAUUCCAUCGCACCAAGACAUGGUUGAGGAAACCCAUCUUGACCUAUAUCCUCCACUGUGAGGAAGUGUUCAACUUUCCUUGAGGAAAAGUGGAAGGAUUGGCCUGUCAAUUCGAAAUCCUGCUCAGUUUGGGACAUGCGUCUGGAGUAGGGUACACUUGCUUGCUUGGGGGGAGUCCCAGCCUCCAGUUAGUGGUGUCAGGUUUCCCAGUAUUUUCACUGUCUCAGAUUGCUAACACUUUCCCUUUGUUAAGGGCCUUACUUGAUCCCAGAUACCUGCCAUUUGGUACUUGGGAGACAGACAUUUUUUCACAUCCCUUAUGCUGGGGGAAUUUGUGUCUCUUUGCAGUGGAAGAUCUGGAACGUAAUGAUGGCUCUACCGAAAAGCCUUACUUCAUGUCAUCUAAUCUGAGAAAGCUCUUGAAGAAGACCAACAAACAGCAAGCAGAUGCAUAGCUGGCCCUCCCGUUCAUUCCUGUUGCUUCCGUUCGUAGCAUGCAGCAGACGCACUGAAAUUUAACCAGUCUGAGCUUUGUCGAACCUUUUCUUUGAAGAGCAGCAAUCUGUGGGGUCCCUCUUCCACUUGCUCAGCCAAAACAACAGUAGCUUCCCUUGAUUUGGAAACACUCUUGCCCCCCCCCCACUGAAAAAUGAGGAACUUGUGUCACAAUAGCUCCAUCUUAAGUCUUGAGUGUAGAGGUAUCUGCUACUAAGUCAAUCAAAGCCUCCCUGCUCACGAUCGGCCUGGAGCGGGUGGGUUUCUUGCUUGCUAGUGCAGAAGCAGUUUGUAUAAGCGGUAGAUUUCAGUUGCCAGCAGUCCAUGGACGCUGUAACCCGCUAGCUAACUGAGCUGAUUUCAUUCCAUUAACUUGUUUGAGUAGACUCCAAACUGGCCUCGAUCCAAGUGUUCUGGCUUAAUCUCAAAACAAAUAAUCUUGGAGAAGUUGGAUCAUUCCAAUAACAAUUUUUUUUAACCAUUUGUAUUUACUAAGUGUCUUUUCUCCUUGUCGUGGCGUUUACUUCAUUAUAUACACCCCUUGCCACUUGGGAUAGACACCUUUAAAGGAGCAAGCUGCCUUUAAGCAUGGCACGUUGACUUCGUGGAUAAUUUAUAACCUCCUCCAAAUGACUAGCAGCCUUUCAUACAAAUGCUGUGAAGAAAAGCUUAUAGGCAACUGUUGUUGGGGUUGCCGGUGAAAAAGCUAGGGUACUAGUGCUGUUGUUUCUUGAAUGAGGAUGGGGCAAAAUUAUUUUAGCAGCUUUGACUUGCAAAAUAGGGAAAGGUCUUCAAAAAAAAUUAUUUGCAAGAAAAGAGCUGUGUGUUUGUUGGGGGGGGUAAACAAAGUAAGUAUGAACUAUGGAAUAGCUAAAUAUGAGGCAGAACCUAAAUAUAUGCAAAAAUGUACCACUAAAAUGCAAGGAAGUAGGAGGAUUAGUUGGAAAGAGUUCCAAAUUGUGGCUACAGGAAUUGGUAACUUUCCACAAAGGUAAUGAUAAUACCAUCAAUCAAUUUUUAAAUCUGGGCAGUUAAUUUUGUGUUUGCUUUUUAUAGUCCUUUUCUACUCUCCUAUACAUCUCUGUAUCUUUCAAAAAUAUUUUAUAACUGAAACAUUAAACAUUUUGUUUUGUA
Zootoca vivipara (common lizard) is the source of this 7236-nucleotide messenger RNA. It is a transcript of the gene SLC44A2, whose product is annotated as solute carrier family 44 member 2 (CTL2 blood group). Gene Ontology annotation, molecular function: transmembrane transporter activity. Gene Ontology annotation, cellular component: membrane. The record is from RefSeq and is a predicted model, not a curated record. NCBI's taxonomy places the organism in Eukaryota, Metazoa, Chordata, Lepidosauria, Squamata, Lacertidae. Gene Ontology annotation, biological process: transmembrane transport.